AUGAUGAAUACAGAUAAUCUUGGCGUUAGUGGACCAGGUGUUGGUGUCACCAAUGAUCCAUAUGGUCAUCAUCACCUUACUCAUCCUCAUCUUCUUCCACCUCAUCAUUCACAACAUCCAUCGACAAUCUAUUGUUCUUCAUCAAAUCCUUAUACGGACUUAUUUUCUCCAUUUUCAACUGAUUUUGUAACAUCUCACGACACUGGUACGAAUACCGUUGUACCAACUGAUUAUCUUACAUUACCAAAUUCUCUCGAUUAUGUUGUUUCACAUAAUCAUCAUCAUCAACAUCAACAUCAACAACAACAACAACAUCUUCAUCAAAUGACUAGUUCAUCAAAUGGAGAACGAACAUCAUCAUCUGUUGGUACUGGUAUUAAUAGUUCUAAUGUAUCUCCAUCUCAUUCAUUUGCUACAAGUAGUGGUUAUUCAUCAUCAGCUGACUAUUAUAAUGCAUCGAUACUUAACUCUAAAAUAGGUCUUAAUAAUACAAAUACAACUACUAAUAAUAAUAACAAUACAUCAACAACAAAUACAAGUAGUCAUAGUCCAUAUGAUGGCACAUCAACAGCAACUACAUCAUCACCACCACAAUCAACAGGAUAUUUAACUACAGCAGUUAAACAAGAAACCAUGAUGCCAACACCAUUUGCCAUCGAUCCACAUAGUAAUUAUGGAAAUAUUAAUGGAACAACAUCGGCAACUAGUACUAGUAGUACAAAUAAUAAUAAUAAUAAUAAUCCUAAUUUCGGUCUGGGUGUCGAUGAGUAUGGCUCGCCAUUAUAUCAUCCAUCGGCAGCUAGUGCUUAUUCAUCAUAUUCACCAACGGGUCUUUUACAAGCAUCUUAUCCAGUUGUACCUUAUGGUGUAUCCCAUGCCGAUCAGAUGCGAUUAUAUAAUUCACAAUUAAAAAAUGAUUUUGGUAUCGAUAUGCGUUUUAAAUUAGUUGGUAAUCAACGAGUUUCACCAAACGCUGAUGUAUCUCCAUCACAAUUAUGUGCUGUUUGUCAAGAUUCAGCUCAAUGUCAGCAUUAUGGUGUUCGAACUUGUGAAGGAUGCAAAGGAUUCUUCAAACGAACAGUACAAAAGAAUGCUAAAUAUGUAUGUUUGGCAGAUAAAAAUUGUCCAGUUGAUAAGCGACGUCGAAAUCGAUGUCAAUAUUGUCGAUUUCAAACAUGUCUUGCUGUUGGCAUGGAUAAAGAAGUUGUUCGGACAGAUGCAUUAAAAGGUCGCCGUGGUCGUCUACCGUCAAAACCUAAAAGUCCGAGUACACGACAACCAAAUAGUUUUCAAACUCAAUUUUGUCGUUUCUAUAAUGAUUCCAUACCAAAUCCGGCCAGUCUUGAUUUCAGCAAAUUGAAUUAUCGAACAGUGACAAAUAAAGAAAGUUUAUGUGAAGAAAAAUUACUUGUCUAUGAUGCAUUCAUACGUUCAUGCGAUAUAAUUAAGCAAUGGGUUGACAAAUUUUCAUUAUUUUAUUCUAUACAAAAUAAUGAACGUGAUCGUCUUUAUUCAAAUUGUUUAUUAGAACAAAUUGUAUUUCGUACAGCAUCACGUCUUGAUGGUGAUCGUGUUAUAUUAUGCUCAGGUAUUGUUGUACAUAAAGUACAAAUGAAUUAUUUACUUGGUGAUGUUGCACAACAAAUUUAUGAUUAUGCAUCAACAUUAAAACUUCAAAAAAUUGAUUCAAUUAUUGCAGCAACACUUGCAUCAAUUUUAUUACUUGAUUCAAACAAUCCUGAUUACGUUUAUCAUCGAACACCAUUAUCAUCAACAGUUACUGAACUUUAUCAAAAAAUAGUUGAUUCCUUAAAAGAUUAUUUAAAACAACAACAUGAAGAUAGUUCUGUUUAUUUACAAUUAUUAGAACGACUUAAUGAUGUUAGACAUAUUGCACAUAAUUUAAGAAAACGUUUAUCACUUUAUCGACAUACAACCGGACUAACAAAUUCAAUGAAUACAUUACUUGAUUUAGUACUUGAAUGUAAACCAAUAUCCACCGAUUUACAAACAAAUGAAGAUAAUACAACGUUACCAUUUAUUCAAUAUGAUCUAUGA
Rotaria sp. Silwood2 is the source of this 2058-nucleotide messenger RNA. NCBI's taxonomy places the organism in Eukaryota, Metazoa, Rotifera, Eurotatoria, Philodinida, Philodinidae. The record is from the annotation of a GenBank genome assembly.